Messenger RNA from Penicillium subrubescens, 870 nucleotides. RefSeq lists its product as uncharacterized. The coding region runs from base 1 to 870 and encodes 289 amino acids. The record is from RefSeq and is a predicted model, not a curated record. The transcript has a single exon. Lineage: Eukaryota; Fungi; Ascomycota; Eurotiomycetes; Eurotiales; Aspergillaceae.
AUGGCAAACCUCAUAUCUUUGAACGCACACGAUGCUCUCCUAGAGCCUUUACCGGACCUAAAGGUUAGCGCCAAGCACACCAUCAGUUCCGCCUUGCACCCGGUCGAUUUUACGGGAGACAUGCGGCCGUGGCUUAACUUCCCGGCCGAGGUCCUUAACACUUACAACACUCAGACCUGGAGCCAGCAAGCGAUAGAUGCCAGGUUUACAGGGCUAAAUGCGGCUAGUUCAACCACCGAGGAACAUGUUGUCGUUUCCUGCGAGACAGAUGUUCAAGGGAGAUUUUUGGGGCGCGCAGGUCAAGUUCUCGGCGCCGUGUUCAAGGACCAGCGGCUGGACCUUACGUUCAGCAGCUUCAAAGGCGCCAAGCUGCCGCAUGAGGGAUAUCGCAAGUUUCCCGAUUUUGUCGUCAUGCAUCCAUCUGGCGAAGCAAAGGUUGUUGGAGAAGCCAAGGUACCAUGGGUACCACAACAUUCGUUAAGCGAUGCCAUUUCUCUCUUUGACUCGCAUGCAGAAGAGAAUUUUCGGCACCUGCUAGGUAACCCAACACCUCAUAUCCUAUUUUUACCUACUAACACAGGUUUAUAUAUAGGUCAGAUUGCAACAUACAUGCUUGAGACGGAGAUCAAGCAUGGCUUCCUAACGACAUACGACGAAACCGUUUUUCUCCGCAAGGUGGAUGUGAACAGACAAUGGGUUCUGGAGUACUCUCCUGUGAUCUUCAACGAUAAUCAGGGAAGUUCCAUGGGUACGACUGGAGUGUCUCUUUCCCAGUGUCUGUACCACAUCGCACUUGUAGGCCUGGGGGAUACGUAUUUCGGAGUGAAUAUGGGUACUCGGAAUCAAGACUGGACUAUAGUCCGGACAUGA